GCAGAGCAGAACAACCUGACAACUUCUAGUUUGUUGAAGAUGUAGAUGACUGAAGAAACGGAUUAUGAUCGAGAUGUGGAAAGUAGUGGGAGCUGCUGUCUGACCUCCAUAUGGUUAAACUAACAACUUCCUGAGUUUGUGGGGACUUUUUUAAGCAUUUUGAGACCAUGGGGGGGAAACGGGGAUUUGUGUUUUUUGUCUGCCUGUUGGUGGUCAUGUCCAGAAGUCUGAGUUCAGCCAAUGAGGCCCCGGUCCAUGACACCGCACAGAGCCCCAGUAAUGCAACAUCCAGCACUGGACACGAAACACCGGUCAUCACCACGCUACCCAUUGUAUCCUGGAAGUGGUCCCACGUCUCCCAGCCAUACCUGGUGGCGCUGUGGAUCCUGGUCUGUUGGCUUUGCAAACUGGUCAUUGAGGCCAACCACCAUGUGACCAGCAUCAUCCCAGAGAGCGCCUUGCUCAUCUGUGCCGGCUUCAUCCUGGGGGGUAUAAUCUGGGGAGCAGACCAUCAACAGACCUUCAGUCUCACUCCAGUAGUCUUCUUCUAUUACCUGUUGCCUUCAAUCAUCGUGGACUCGGGUUACCACAUGCCCAACAAGCUCUUCUUCAGCAAUUUGGGGGCCAUCCUGGUUCACGCCAUCAUUGGGACCUGUUGGAACGCUGCCACCUUAGGGCUUUCACUGUGGGGGUGUCAAAAAGGAGGAGCCAUGGGGGAUCUGGACAUCGGUCUGCUGCAGUACCUGCUGUUUGGCAGCCUGAUUGCGGCUGUGGACCCCGUCGCCGUCCUCGCUGUGUUUGAGCAAGUCCACGUCAAUGAUGUACUCUUCAUCCUGGUGUUUGGAGAGUCGCUGCUCAACGAUGGAGUUACAGUGGUGCUCUUUAACGUAUUUGAUGCAUUUGUAACCCUGGGAGGAGCCCAGAUCGACGCUGUGGAGAUCAUUAAAGGAAUAAUUUCAUUUUUCGUGGUUGCCUUUGGUGGUUCCCUCUUGGGUAUGGUGUUUGGCAUACUGAUGUGCUUUUUGACCAGAUGCACCAAAAACAUCGAGAUAAUCGAGCCUGGCUUCAUCUUUGUGGUGGGAUACCUGUCCUACCUGACAGCUGAGAUGCUCUCCCUUUCUGCCAUCCUUUCGUGUGUGUUCUGUGGUGUGUGCUGUCAGAAGUACAUCAAUGCAAACAUGAAUGAGAACUCAGUCAAAACCGUUAAAUACGUCAUGAAGGUUUUGGCCAACGGCUCGGAGACCAUGAUCUUCGUUUUCCUCGGAAUCUCUGCCAUCGAUAAGACCAUCUGGGUGUGGAACACGGGUUUCAUCCUGCUCACGCUGCUCUUCAUCUUUGUGUACAGAUUCAUUGGUGUUUUUCUCCUCACUUGGCCCCUGAACAGGUACAGGCUGGUUCCUCUGGAGUUCAUCGAUCAGCUCAUCAUGGGCUUUGGCGGCCUGCGAGGGGCUGUGGCAUAUGGCCUGGCGGUGAUGAUGGAUGAGAAAAAGAUAAAAGAGAAGAACCUGAUGGUCAGCACGACUCUCAUUGUGGUCUUCUUCACCGUCAUCAUACAGGGAAUUCUCAUGAAACCAGUGGUCACGUGGCUGAAAGUGAAGAGAGCUACACUUCAUGACCUCACACUCAUUGAGAAAGUGCAGAACCGGGUCUUUGACCACAUGCUGGUCGCUGUCGAAGACAUCUCCGGACAAAUUGGACACAAUUAUUUUAGAGACAAGUGGAAGAACUUUGAGGAGAAGUGGAUGAUGUGGAUGUUGAUGAAACCUUCAGCCAGAAAGACGCAAGACCACGUCUUCAGCGUCUUCCAUCAGCUGAACUUGAAGGAUGCAGUUGAAUAUGUUACUGAGGGCGAGCGCAGUGGCUCUUUGGAGUUCAUUCGGAACGACAGCGUCCUCAUUGAUUUCAAGAAAAAGCUUGGUGAUGACAUGUUGGAUGCCAUGCCUGAUGUCACUGCUGACACGUCGUUUGAUCAAGGCAUCAUGUUGCCCUUCAGGAGAGACCCAGUGCCCUCUGUGAGUCUGGAAAUGCACGAGCAGACUAUGAACGGAUUAAGAGAGAUGGAAGACCUGAACUCCCACCACCUGCUGCAGGAGCACCUCUACAAAGGCAGGAAGCAGCACCGACACAGGUUUAGCCGCAACCAUCUCAGUAUCAACACCGACGAAGACGAAGUGCAGGAGAUCUUCCAGAGGACCAUGAGGAAACGUCUGGAGUCUUUCAAAUCUGCAAAGAUGGGCAUGGCCCUGCCCAAAACCAUUUCAAAACACACAAAGAAGGAGCAGCAGAAGACGCCGAAUGGAAAGAACAGAAUCUCUGUAGAUGAAGAUUACGAGUUCUCAGAGGCGGACAGUGCGUCUGGCUAUGACCCCUCCUUCACCUACAGGGCCGGAGGUGGGAUUGAGAACCCGGCCUUCAUGGCAGACUUGGAUCCUGUAGUGCCGCUGCAGAUCCCCCCCUGGCUGGCAGAGGCAGAGCUGGACAGUGGCGGCGUGGCUCCAUCGCAACGGGCCCAGACGAGGCCCCCACUAACAGCAGGUGACCUGCGGCGCCUGGCCCCCCUCCGCAUCAGCACCCAGUCGACUGACUCCUUCAUGAUGGCAGACAUCCCUGACGCUGAGCAGCGCCGGGACAGCUUUGACCUGCCUCCACCCCCUCCUCCUCCCCCUAAAGAUGGAUAUCAUCAGUAGCUGGACACAUAAACUAUACCCCCCCCCCCCCCCCCCCCCCCCCCGGUUUUGUAACCAAGAAUUAUCUGUAUGUCUGUAAUUGCUGUUGAGUGUCCGAUUGCUCUGUAUUUAUUCAUGCCGCUUUGCUGCUUUUGGAAAUAAAGGAGGAGUUUUGACCUCU
This is a messenger RNA of Oryzias latipes (Japanese medaka), 2847 nucleotides long. RefSeq names its product sodium/hydrogen exchanger 3. Gene Ontology annotation, molecular function: sodium:proton antiporter activity; potassium:proton antiporter activity. Lineage: Eukaryota; Metazoa; Chordata; Actinopteri; Beloniformes; Adrianichthyidae. Gene Ontology annotation, biological process: regulation of intracellular pH; proton transmembrane transport; sodium ion import across plasma membrane. The record is from RefSeq and is a predicted model, not a curated record. Gene Ontology annotation, cellular component: plasma membrane; apical plasma membrane; brush border membrane.